Aspergillus ibericus CBS 121593 is the source of this 2816-nucleotide messenger RNA. RefSeq names its product Hsp70 chaperone Hsp88 (gene hsp88). The record is from RefSeq and is a predicted model, not a curated record. Bases 309 to 2453 code for a protein of 714 amino acids. NCBI's taxonomy places the organism in Eukaryota, Fungi, Ascomycota, Eurotiomycetes, Eurotiales, Aspergillaceae. The transcript is spliced from 5 exons. Gene Ontology annotation, molecular function: ATP binding; ATP-dependent protein folding chaperone. Gene Ontology annotation, cellular component: cytosol; nucleus. Gene Ontology annotation, biological process: protein folding.
GUGGGACCCAGCGAUUCGACCUGACGUCGACCCGAUUAGUUAUUAUCGAAAAAAAACUUGACGAGCCAGCGGCGCCCACGUUUGGACCGGGAGCCACUCUUCGAUCGCCUUCACCGCCCGAUAGCUUAGUGGCGGGCCCUGCGAAGCGCAAAUUCUCCCCCUCCGUCUCGCUCUUUUCUUUGCUCUGGAUCCUCCCCCAACCUCCCCCUCAGUUCCAUCCUUCUUCUCUUUUCCUCUUCAACUUCUCCCCCCUCCCUCCCCCCACUCUCUACCUCCGAUCUCCCUUUUACAUCCUCCUCAUCUAAACAAUGUCUGUCGUCGGUAUAGAUUUUGGUGCCCAGAGCACCAAGGUUGGUGUUGCCCGUAACAAGGGUAUUGAUAUUAUCACCAAUGAAGUUUCCAACAGAUCUACUCCUUCCCUGGUUGGCUUCAGCUCCAGGAGCAGAGCCCUCGGUGAGGCCGCCAAGACACAAGAGACCUCCAACCUCAAGAACACGGUCGGCAACCUUAAGCGUCUGAUCGGCCGCGCAUUCAGCGACCCCGAUGUUGCCAUCGAGCAGGAGUACAGCACGGCUCAGCUUUGCGAUGUCAAUGGCCAGGCCGGUGUCGAGGUCAGCUACCUCGGAAAGAAGGAGAAGUUCUCCGCGACUCAGCUUGUUGCCAUGUACCUCACCAAGAUCCGGGACAUCACCUCCAAGGAGCUGAAGCUUCCCGUCUCCGACGUCACCAUCAGCGUCCCCGCUUGGUUCACCGAUGUCCAGCGUCGCGCCAUGCUCGAUGCCGGUGAGAUCGCUGGCCUCAAGGUUCUCCGCCUCAUCAACGACACCACCGCCACCGCUCUCGGUUACGGUAUCACUAAGCUCGACCUGCCCGGUCCCGAGGAGAAGCCCCGCCGGGUCAUGUUCGUCGACAUUGGCCACAGCGACUACACUGCCUCCAUCGUCGAGUUCCGCAAGGGUGAGCUCAACGUCAAGGCCACUGCUUACGACCGCCACUUCGGUGGUCGUAACUUCGACCGCGCCCUGACCGAGCACUUCGCCGAUGAGUUCAAGGAGAAGUUCAAGAUCGAUGUUCGCACCCACCCCAAGGCCUGGGCUCGUACCCUUGCCGCUGCCGAGAAGAUGAAGAAGGUCCUGUCCGCCAAUCCUGCUGCUCCCAUGAGCAUUGAGUCCCUGAUGGAGGACGUUGACGUCCGCUCUAUCGUCAAGCGUGAGGAGCUCGAGACCAUGGUCAAGCCCCUUUUGGACCGGGUCACCGUUCCUAUCGAGGAGGCCCUGGCCGAGGCCAAGCUCAAGCCCGAGGACAUCGACUUCGUCGAGAUGGUUGGUGGCUGCACUCGUGUGCCCUCCAUCAAGGAGGCCGUCUCCAAGUUCUUCGGCAAGACCCUGUCUUUCACUCUCAACCAGGACGAGGCUAUUGCUCGCGGUUGUGCUUUUAGCUGUGCCAUCCUCUCCCCUGUUUUCCGUGUGCGCGACUUCUCCGUCCACGACAUUGUCAACUACCCUAUCGAGUUCACCUGGGAGCAGUCUGCCGACAUCCCGGAUGAGGACACCAGCCUGACCGUGUUCAACCGGGGUAACGUCAUGCCCUCGACCAAGAUCCUUACCUUCUACCGCAAGCAGGCUUUCGAUCUCGAGGCCCGCUACGCCAAGCCCGAGAUGCUGCCCGGCAAGGUCAACCCCUGGGUUGGCCGUUUCUCCGUCAAGGGUGUCAAGGCCGAUGCCAACGACGACUUCAUGAUCUGCAAGCUGAAGGCCCGCCUGAACCUGCACGGUAUACUGAACGUGGAGUCUGGAUACUACGUUGAGGAUAUGGAAGUCGAGGAGCCCGUGCCUGAGGAGGGUGAGGCUAUGGACACCGAUGCCAAGGACGGCGAGCAGCCCAAGAAGACCCGCAAGGUCAAGAAGCAGGUCCGCAAGGGCGACCUCCCCAUCUCUACCGGCACCACCUCCAUCGACGAGUCCCUCCGCAACACCUGGACUGAGCGUGAAAACGCCAUGUACAUGGAGGACAAGCUGAUUGCCGAGACCGAUGAGAAGAAAAACGAGCUCGAAUCCAGCAUCUACGAGCUGCGUGACAAGAUCGAUGGCGUCUACUCCGAGUUCGCCAGCGAGGAGGAGAAGGAUAAGCUGCGCGCUAAGCUGACUGACACCGAGGACUGGCUCUACGAGGAGGGCGAGGACACCACCAAGUCGAUUUACGUGGCCAAGAUGGAUGAGAUCCGCUUCGUCGCCGGCCCCAUCAUUCAGCGCUACCGUGAGAAGCAGGAGGCCGAGCGCCAGGCCCAGGAAGAGGAGGCCGCCAAGAAGCGUGCCGAGGCCGAUGCCAAGCGCAAGGCUGAGCAGGAGGCCAAGAAGGCCGAGGAAGAUGCCAAGAAGGCUGAUGAGAAGGCAGACACUGAGAUGCAGGAUGCCCCGGCCGAGGGCGAGAAGCCCGCUGAGUCCGAGCAGUAAAGUGCUCGACUGGUAGAUAUUGGUGAGCCCAGCUGUGGGAUCGCAGCUUGAUGACAAUGUGGUCACGAACAAUACAAUCAUGUUGAACCCCUUCAGUUGUUUGAUUCUUUUUCCUUAUUUCUUCUUAUUGUUGCCGACAGUCGGUACUGAUGUAGAACGACCUGAUUUCCCUCCAGUCGUUGCGUUUCCUCGCCAGGUUGUUGCGAUCUUUUUGGCCUGAUGGCCUGGUCGGCGGCGACGGCAGCUGGAGGGAUGAAAGACUUAGAUACGACAUGGCGAUGUGGAUAGAUCUGUUUGAAAAGUAUAUGAUUGGUAAUACAGAAUAUAUCCUUAUCAAUACCUCACAAAAUGAACCAUCGGUCC